Eublepharis macularius is the source of this 5744-nucleotide messenger RNA. Its product is annotated as zinc finger protein with KRAB and SCAN domains 7-like. NCBI's taxonomy places the organism in Eukaryota, Metazoa, Chordata, Lepidosauria, Squamata, Eublepharidae. The coding region runs from base 338 to 3265 and encodes 975 amino acids. Gene Ontology annotation, molecular function: RNA polymerase II cis-regulatory region sequence-specific DNA binding; DNA-binding transcription factor activity. Gene Ontology annotation, biological process: regulation of transcription by RNA polymerase II. The record is from RefSeq and is a predicted model, not a curated record. The transcript is spliced from 15 exons.
UGGUUUCAGAAUAGUUCUUAAGCUUGGCAGUUUCAAUUGCAAUUAUAUCUUCUCAAGGUAUUUUCACAAACACAAAACUCAAGGGCGGAGGGGGGGGGACCCACUAUUUAUGAUAAAGAAUCACACAACCAUUCCUAGAGAGGCUUGAAGGGAGACGGCUGUCUGACUUGCUGCAGUCACUUCCUGUAUUGAGUGGGGAAGAGGAGAGGAGGCAGCGCUGGAGGACUUUUCAAAAAGAGGAGGUCAUAAAUCCAGCACCUGCCUUGGUAGAAGAAUCUGACAGAGGAGGAAGGUGAUCCACUGGCCCGGGUGGAGGCUGUUUGGAGACGAAGGGAGGAUGAGGGGAGAGCCAGAAGUACGAAAAAGCCCUAUUGCCACAGAGGCUGGGAGCAGAAGGGAAGUGUGGGAAGGAACCUUGCAGAAGAGCCUGGGAGAGGAUUUUCCCCCUUCAGAUGUGCAGCGCCAGCAAUUCCGGCACUUCCGUUACCAGGAGGCUGAAGGGCCCCGAAAGGUCUGCAGUGACCUCCACCACCUUUGCCUCCAAUGGUUGAAGCCAGAAAGGCACAGCAAGAAGGAGAUCCUGGACCUGGUGAUCCUGGACCAGUUCCUGGCCAUCCUGCCCCCAGAGAUGGAGAGCUGGGUCAGGGAAUGUGGACCGGAGACCAGUUCCCAGGCAGUGGCCCUGGCAGAAGGGUUCCUCCUGAGCCAUGCAGAGGACAAGAAUCCAGACCAGGAGGUGCAAGAAAGGAUCACCUUUUGCCACGGAACAGCUUUUCCAGGCGAGGCCUUGAAACCAACAACAAAACCUUUGCCGUAUCUUUGCAGCAGGGAGAAAGAAACUUCCGUGUGGCCAGAGCAGGGUCCAGUGACCUUCGAGGAGGUGUCUGUUCAUUUCACUGAGGAGGAGUGGGCUCUACUUGAUGCGGAAAAAAGAAGCCUUCACAAGGAAGUCAUGGAGGAGAAUUUUCAGAAUGUGGCCUCUCUGGGAGGGUUUCUGGUUCCUGGACGUGACUGUUUCUCCUUCAUGCAAGGAAAUGGAAAUCCAUUUUUCCAUGACCCAGACGAAAGAGAGGGAUCAGCAGGAGGAUUUCUGGUUCCUGGACGUGACUGUUUUUCCUUCAUGAAAGGAAAUGGAAAUCCAUUUUUCCAUGACCCAGACAAAAGAGAGGGAUCAGCAGGAGGGUUUCUGCUUCCUGGACGUGACUGUUUCUCCUUCAUGCAAGGAAAUGGAAAUCCAUUUUUCCAUGACCCAGACAAAAGAGAGGGAUCAGCAGGAGGGUUUCUGCUUCCAGGACGUGACUUCAUGCAAGGAAAUGGAAAUCCAUUUUUCCAUGACCCAGACAAAAGAGAGGGAUCAGAAGGAGGGUUUCUGCUUCCAGGACGUGACUUCAUGCAAGGAAAUGGAAAUCCAUUUUUCCAUGACCCAGACAAAAGAGAGGGAUCAGCAGGAGGGUUUCUGCUUCCAGGACGUGACUUCAUGCAAGGAAAUGGAAAUCCAUUUUUCCAUGACCCAGACAAAAGAGAGGGAUCAGAAGGAGGGUUUCUGCUUCCAGGACGUGACUUCAUGCAAGGAAAUGGAAAUCCAUUUUUCCAUGACCCAGGCAAAAGAGAGGGAUCAGCAGGAAGAGAUCUGCCAGAGGUCCAUCUAGCCCUGCCUCCUGUUUCCCAGGGUGGCCAGCUGGAGUCCCUGGAACAUUCUCAAGCAGAGGAGCAGAGCCAAAGCCCCCUUCUGGGCUUGCCCUGCUGGCAACCAGCAUUCAGAGAGAUGUUGCCUGAAAAGACAGAAGUUCGUCUGAGUCCCCUUGGGAGUGGCGGCUGGCUUCAGGGAUUGGAGACUGGGAUUUUAUCAGAGAUCUUUCAGUAUUCUUGGAGAACAGGUGAGGUGCCAGAAGAUCGAAGGUCAGCACAUGUUGUCCCCAUCUUCCAUAAGGGGAGAAAGGAUGAUCCAGAGGCAGAUGGACCCCAGAGAGAGCCUGAGGGAGAGCCUCAACAACUCCCAUUGGAAGAGGAAGAGCAGAGAAGAAGCAAUGGGACAAAAUGGGAGAGGGGAUAUGAAUCAUCCCUUGAACAAAUACACACAGGGGAGAAACAAUAUAUAUUCAUGGAGUAUGGGAAGGACUUUGCUCAGAACAACGAUGUUACUGUCCACCAACGAAUCCACACAGGUGAGAAACCAUUCAAAUGUGUGGAGUGUGGGAAGACGUUUUCUCAGAAAGCACAUCUUACUGAGCAUCGACGUAUCCACACAGGGGAGAAGCCAUAUAAAUGUGUGGAGUGUGGGAAGAGCUUUGCUCAGAGAUCCAACCUUAGUUACCAUCGACGAAUCCACACAGGGGAGAAACCAUAUAAAUGUUUGGAAUGUGGGAAGAGCUUUGCUCAAAGUUCACAUUUUAGGGGCCAUCAACGAAGCCACACAGGGGAGAAACCAUAUAAAUGUUUGGAGUGUGGGAAGAGCUUUGCUCAAAGUUCACACUAUAUUGGUCAUCGACGAAUCCACACAGGGGAGAAACCAUAUAAAUGUUUGGAGUGUGGAAAGAGCUUUGCUCUUAAUUCAGACCUUACUUCCCAUCUACGAAUCCAUACAGGAGAGAGGCCAUAUAAAUGUUUGGACUGUGGGAAGUGCUUUGCUCGAAUUUCACACUUUACUGUCCAUCGACGAAUCCACACAGGGGAGAAACCAUAUACAUGUUUGGAUUGUGGAAAAAGCUUUCCUCAUAUAUCAGGGUUUACUGCCCAUCGACGAAUCCACCUAGGGGUGUAUCCAUAUAAAUGUUUGGAGUGUGGAAAGGGCUUUGCUCAUAAUUCAGAGUUUACUGUUCAUCAACGAAUCCACACAGGGGAGAAACCAUACAAAUGUGUGGACUGUGGGAAGAGCUUUUCUCGGAAUACACAUCUUACUGACCAUCGACGAAUUCACACAGGAGAGAAACCAUUUAAAUGUGCAGAAUGUGGAAAGAACUUUGGUUAUAGUUCAUAUCUUACUGUUCAUCGUCGAAUCCAUACAGGAGAGAAACCAUAUGAAUGCUUGGAGUGUGGAAAGACCUUUGCUCAGAGUAGACAGCUUACUGUCCAUCGACAAAUCCACACCAGGGAGAAACCAUUCAAAUGUGUGGACUGUGGGAAGGGCUUUGCUUGGAAUGCAAACCUUACUCUCUAUCAACAAAUCCACACAGGAGAGAAGCCAUAUAAAUGUCUGGAGUGUGGGAAGGGCUUUGCUCGGAAUGCAGACCUUAACUCUCCAUUGACAAAUCCACACACCAUAUAAACCAUAUAAUUGUGUGAAGUGUGGGAAGAGCUUUGUUCAGAGCUCCCAUCUUACUGAGCGUUAACGAAUUCACACGGGAGAAGCCCUAUAAAUGCAUGGAGUGUGGGAAGAGCUUUGCUCAUAGCAAAUCGUUUACUGCCCAUCAGCAAAACCACACAGAGGAGAUGCCCUAUAAAUGCAUGGAGUGUGGGAAGAGCUUUGCUCAGAGGUCUCACCUUAUUUCUCACCAACAAAUCCACACGGGAGAAACCAUAUGAAUGUGUUGAGUGUGGUAAGAGCUUUGCUUGGAAUACACAUCUCACUCCCCAUGGAUGAAUUCAUAAAGGAAAGAAGCCAUAUAAAUGUGUCAAGUGUGCGAAAAGCUUUGCUCGGAGUGCAGAUCUUACUUCCCAUCAACAAUUUCACACAGGGGAGAAACCAUACCAAUGUGUUAAGUUUGGAAACAGCUUUUUUCGGAGUUCAGGCCUUAUUGUACAUCCACAAAUCCACUCAGGAGAGAAACCACAUACGCCUGGAUGAAAGUUAUGUAAUCACAUAUCAAAGAAUUUACAUAAGAGGGAAAACAUAGAAGGGCUUUGGGCAGGGUUUUUGAUAUAGAGUGAAAGUCAGGGAUAUUUCAAAGGUGGGGGGAAGGGGAGAUUUUAUAUUGGUUUUAAUUUGGAAUUUUUAAAAUUGCUUUGUAAACCACCUUAAACCAUGUACAAAUGUGGGGUAUAAAUGCUUUAAUAAAUAUCUCAAGAGUAGGAAUAAGUUUGUGGAGUUCCCCAAGGCACAAUCUUAUCCCUAAUAUAAUCCAUCCUCUAUGUAAAGCCUUUAGGAGAACUAAUUUGUAGGUAUGGAAUUGGAUGUCAUCAAUAUGCAGUUGACACCCAGCUCCAUAUCUUGCUAACCAAAUCACUGUGGAAUGCAGUAGAGAUUUUAUUUCAGUGACUGGCAGCUGUGGUCGAGUGGCUGAAAGCAAACAAUUUGUAAGGGAACCUAGACAAGAUGGAAGUGAUGCUCAUAGGGAAGCCAGAGACCUUGAAGGACACUGUACUUCCCUCUUUCAAUGGAGUUUGUCUGACCCUUGUUAAUGAUCACUGUUAAUGAUCCCGUGCUACUGCAAGAAAAGCAAGUGAAGGAAGCUGUAAAAAACGGUUUCCAGAAACUCAGUCUAGCCUGGAAGAUGGCCCCCUACAUUGACAUGUCCGAUUUAUCCACCUGGAUCCAUACCAUGGUAACAUCAAGACUUGACUACUGUAAUGCAGUGUACACUGGUUUCCCCUGUAAGUGAACUCAGAGAUUUCGUUCGGUGCAGAACACUUCAACUUGGCUGUUAUCGGGAGUUAGGAGGAGCAUGAAUAUGACUCCCAUUCUGCAAUCACUCCAUUGGCUACCUACCAGUUACUGGACUGAGUUCAAGAAAUUGGCUAUCAUAUAAAAAGCUCUCCAUGGCCAUUGUCCAGCAUAUCCAUGGUAACAUCACUGCAUUGGCUACCUAUUCUAUCACAUAAAAAACUCUCUAUGGCUGUGGUCCAGUGUAUGUGGAAAUGCCUCUCUCCUUAUGUUCCUCCAUGGCACAACAAAACACCCUGUGAGGUGGGUGGGGCUGAGAGAGCUCCAGAGAACUGUGACUAGCCCAAGGUCACUCAGCUGACUUCAAGUGGAGGAGUGGGGAAUCAAACCCAGCUCUCCGGAUUAGAGUCCCGCGCUCUUAACCACUACACCAAACUGGCUCUCUGCAUUCUCUGAAGCGUCCCCCAUUUCAUGGAGUGGACUACCUGAGGAGAUUAAGAUCAAAAAGAGUCCAGUAGCACCUUUAAGACUAACCAAUUUUAUUGUAGCAUAAGCUUUCGAGAAUCAAGUUCUCUUUGUCAGGAGGAGAUUAAGAAAGCUCCCACUCUUCUGGCAAAUUAUGGAUGGAAUUAUUCAAGAGGGCUUUGUACUAAGAUGGGAGGGCUGUAAUGUAUGGAAGCUGUCUUAAAGUGAUAUGCCAGUAACAGGAUAGGGAGUGACUAUAAACUUUACUUCUAUUGCCGUAAGCAUAAUCCUAAGGUUGGAUCCUAUGAGCCAAGCUACAAGUGACACCUGACACAGGUUGGACACUUGUCAGCUUCCCUCAAGUUUUGAUGGGAAAUGUAGGCGUCCUGGUCUUGCAUCUGUAAUGGAGAGCCAAGCUGUAAAACCAGGACUUCCCAUCAAAACUUGAGGGAAGCUGACAAGUGUCCAACCUGUGUCAGGCAUCACUUGUAGCUUGGCUCUAAAUUGCUUAAUAUGUUGGUAUUAGAAUUAUAUAUGCACUGUUUCAGCAAUUUCUUAACUUUGUAUUGGAUUUCUGCAGGUUUAAAUCUUUGCAGAUUUACAUGUAUAUACCUUAUUACAUGCAUAUUGAAAUGCCUUGAAACUGAGUAUAAUGACCCAUACUGUGUAAUCCAUUUUGAGUCUCCGUGAGAAAGCAGACUAUAAAUAAUGUAAAUAAAUAAAUAAUAAAAAUGAAUUG